Arctia plantaginis is the source of this 603-nucleotide messenger RNA. NCBI's taxonomy places the organism in Eukaryota, Metazoa, Arthropoda, Insecta, Lepidoptera, Erebidae. The record is from the annotation of a GenBank genome assembly.
AUGGCACGGAAUGUAUGGCAUAUGUUGAUGUGGCUUGGAAUCUUGUGGCCCGCGGUAUGCCAAGAAGUGGACACAGAGGACGUAACGGAAGACCGAUGGAUAUUUAGACAGAAGCAAGAUAAGAUAGAUCGCUGUUCAGGAAUCCGGCCGACUGCCAAGGACAUAGUUAGAAGAAUUUAUGCCAUCCUGCCGUAUUUCGACAAGGAUCACAUGAAUUCCGCCUUCCUACACAAGUACCGGGGCACGAUAUACGGCAUGUCUGAUAGUGACGACAUGCUGGACCGGGAGGCAGGCUUCUAUGCGGCGGUGCUCACUCCUCUGGUCUUCUUACAGCAGUACAGAGAUACUUGGUGUCUACUAGAGCGCUUUCAUAGAGCGAUACGAUUGUAUCAAAUAUCGCAUCCUACUGAAAAGAGAUCUGCCUUGAAACUGCUGCAAAACUUGAGAUCUGUCAAUCAAAAGGUUCGAAGUUUCAUUUUUGACUUGCCGGGACCCAUUUCAGUGGUCCGCACUACAUCACUACCGGACGUCGAUGAUGAUGAUACAUUGAGCGACAAAAAGGACAUCAAGUACCUCAAGGAAUUAAUUAAAAAUCUCGGUUAA